AUGCAGUUGUCCACUCUAAUCAUUGCCGGGAUCGUCGGGCAAGCCCUUGCCCACGGUGAUCACGGCAACCGGUCACAGAAACCGGUGGUGGAUGAGAACGCGAGCUGGAUGGUGAAACACAUGGCAGAGGAGCACCACACAGGCUCGUUCGACGCGGCGUCCUUCUUCGCGCUGCACGACUUCAAUGGUGACGGCGUCUGGGAGGCGGACGAGAUCCAGCGGACGUACGGCUUGAUGGACGACUCCAACAAACACGUGUCACAAGAGGGGCGCGACCGCGUUUCGCGGGAGAUCUUGAACCUAAUUGAUCGCAACGGUGACGGUCUCAUCAGCCGCGAAGAGUUCGUGCGCUUUAUUGAUGUCGAGGGCAAGACCCUUCCCGAUAUGGGUACCGGCCCCGGCCAUCACGGCGAUGAUGAGUACGAGUAUGAGAUUCACCAUUGGGAGAAGUACCACGACGAGAACACCAAGUUGGAGGACCUGACACACCCAGAGGACAUCGAGCACUUCAAGAAGCAUGAGGCCAUGGAGGCCGCUCAGGAACGUGCCGAGCAGCUCGACCGACAGCCCAUAGUUGAGGCCAACAUCCCAGCCAAGUUCAGGAGGCAAGGGUGA
Thermochaetoides thermophila DSM 1495 is the source of this 615-nucleotide messenger RNA. Its product is annotated as putative calcium ion binding protein. The record is from RefSeq and is a predicted model, not a curated record. Bases 1 to 615 code for a protein of 204 amino acids. The transcript is spliced from 3 exons. Gene Ontology annotation, cellular component: extracellular exosome; endoplasmic reticulum-Golgi intermediate compartment. Lineage: Eukaryota; Fungi; Ascomycota; Sordariomycetes; Sordariales; Chaetomiaceae. Gene Ontology annotation, molecular function: calcium ion binding.